AUGUCAGAAACAGUUACUGGAAAUAAUCUGAGACCUCGUUGGCUGACAGGAGUUUACGUCAGCGCCUCUCACCGCUCCACUAGAACCCUCCUCGAGCCUCUGGCGCCCACACGGACGCAGAUCACGCACACGCCAGCUCCAAGCACGAUGCCCUCGCACCUGCUCCUGUUGAUGUGGAGCUGUGUCUUGGGUGCAGCCUCGGUCAGGGUCAUGAGGGGGGGCGCCUGGAGCGCACGGCAAAGCGGGUCUCUCCGGUCCCCGUCGGACCCGUUCUCAGAGGGCGUGGAUCAGGACAUGGUCUCCCAGCACAUGUCCAAACUGUACGAGAAAUACAACCGGGAAACCCGCCUCAAGGAGGGGAACACAGUCAGGAGUGUCCGAGCCAGCCAAGACUCCUCUGACCACAGGGCGGCGUAUCGACUGAACCUCACAACCCUCCAGGAUUCAGAGGUCAUCCUUUCUGCCACAUUCCACUUCCUGCUCGAGCGGCGCCCUCACCAGAAACCCUGGUUCUGUAAACGCUUUGAGAGCCCGUCCUGUCGUUCCUCGGUCGUCAACCCUUCUCCGUCCAUCAGCCUGCUCUUUCGCUCUGUCUCCACUGGGUCAGAGGUCACACCUGGGUCAAUGGGGUCACUUCUGGGGAACGUGACCUUCCACCCCCACAGGAGAGGGGUGUGGCAGAUGAAAGAUGUGACCCAGGUCAUAAAGGAGGCGCGGGAUAAGGGUCAUCUCCUGGUGUCAGUGGAGUUGGACUUAGGGCAGCACCCCCAGAGGAAACCAGAGGAAGUGCUGUCCGCCGGCAGCCUGCCCUACCUGUUAGUUUAUGCCAAUGACCAAGCCCUGGAGGAGCCCAACAGCGUGUCUGCAAGUCUUCAGAGAUAUGACCCGUCCAACGAGGGAGGAGAGCGCUCGCAUUCCUCUCAGCUGCCGCACAGACCUAACUCCUCACCAGAGUCGAACGGACGCGUGAGAAGGCAGGCGACUCUUCCCACUGACCCCAUCCACAACAAUGUGCUACCCGAGGUGGACUACAGGCCUGAUGGGUACAGGAAAGACGACCUCUGGGAGAGCACUUGGUACCUCAAACCCAAGCCUAAGUCAGGAAGGAAGGAGGAGAAGAGAAAGAGCCAGGAUGAAGAAGUGGAGGUAGGAGGAGCCCAUGAAAGAGAAGAACCCCGGGUUCUCAAAGAAGAAGAAAGAACAUCACAUCACGAGCUCAAGGCUGACGAGUCAUCUGUGAAGAAAGACAAAAACGGUCGCACGCGGACUAUCGCCGAUGGACGAAAGCAUGAGCGGAGAAAUGAGGGAAAGGAUGUAAAAAAGCACAGGGGGCGCUCUAACGCACAGUCGCCUGUCCUGAGCUUUGAUGAACAGACAAUGCGUAACGCCAGGAGGAGGCAGUGGGGCAGCGGGCAGCACCGAGGCUGCUCCAGGAGGAACCUCAGAGUGGACUUUGCAGAUAUUGGCUGGAGCGAGUGGGUCAUAGCUCCCAAGGCUUUUGAAGCCUACUACUGUGCUGGUACAUGUGGAUUCCCCAUGCCCAAGGUGGCAAGGCCGUCCAACCACGCCACCAUCCAAAGCAUAGUCCGAGCCGUCGGCAUCAUCCCCGGGGUUCCUGAGCCCUGCUGCGUCCCAGACAAGAUGAACCCCCUGGCCGUGCUCUACCAGGACGAGUCCAGGAACCCGGUGCUCAAGGUUUACCCCAACAUGUCCAUCCAGUCCUGCUCCUGCAGAUAG
This is a messenger RNA of Limanda limanda (common dab), 1737 nucleotides long. RefSeq names its product growth differentiation factor 10a (gene gdf10a). Gene Ontology annotation, cellular component: extracellular region. Lineage: Eukaryota; Metazoa; Chordata; Actinopteri; Pleuronectiformes; Pleuronectidae. Bases 1 to 1737 code for a protein of 578 amino acids. Gene Ontology annotation, biological process: BMP signaling pathway; SMAD protein signal transduction. The transcript has 5 exons. Gene Ontology annotation, molecular function: growth factor activity; cytokine activity. The record is from RefSeq and is a predicted model, not a curated record.